UUAAAAUUCAGUAAGCUAGCGAAUGAGUUACAGAUAAGUCUAUCCAUUCCACUGGCCGAACAAUAUUUUGAACAGGUUACUCGUGGAAAAUAUUUUAAACGUCAUCGUCAUCAUCAGGCCCGAAGUGUUUGUGGUGCUCCCCCGCAGUGUUUUUUUUUUCAUACAAAUUCAUGUUUUCCAUCAAAAUGUGCAUCUUGUUUGAUUAAAAGUUUUAAUAUUCCAAUGUAAUAAAUGUUUUUGUAACCUGCACGUUUCUAAGUGUUGUCGUCAUCGUUGAUAAAUAGAGAUAUCCUCUAAGCACGUCGUCGUCGCUAUCACCGCCGGCCGCAGUCUCCAGCGCCGCUGUCUGUCGUAGCUGCCUGUAUCGCCUAUAAUUUAUACCGACUUGACAAACUAAGUGCUAGAGUAUACUUUCAAAAGGUCUCGAAAAAGAAAUAAUUUGAAAAAAGACGUAUCUCUCAAAAUGGGGUCCAUUAAUUGCAAGGAAUACAAGACAAAGAACAAUCCAGCGUGUGCGCAGGAGAAUGAUGUUGACACAGGCUCUUAUAAAUUUAGAUCAGAAUCCGAUAUGGAAGACAUAAUUGAAAAAGUCGUUUGCAACGACUCCGAUAUUCAAGAAAAUGAAAUGAAACAACUAAAUUUCGAUGAUGAUUCUAAAAUUCUACUAAUCAAACAAAAUGGCAUAUUAACAGCAAUUGGCAAUAAAUGUUCUCACUAUGGAGCACCAUUGCACACAGGAGGUCUAGGAGACGGGCGUGUCCGUUGCCCAUGGCACGGCGCCUGUUUUAAUACUGAAACAGGAGACAUUGAAGAUUUUCCCGGGUUGGAUUCAAUUCCCUGCUAUAAGGUUAAAGUUGAAAAAGAUGGACAGGUCAAAGUUCAAGCCAAGAAAAGCGCUUUGGACAAGAACAAACGUCUCAAGGACAUGGUACGCCGGGAUGAGAAUGACGAUCGGACAAUUGUAGUCGUUGGUGGAGGACCAUCGGGCGGAGUGUGUGUGGAAACGCUUCGUCAGGAGGGCUUUACUGGCCGAAUUGUAAUGCUUUGCAAAGAGAAUAGCCAACCAUACGAUCGAGUAAAAGUAAGCAAAACUCUCGAUCCAGAUAUUUCAAAAAUGCAAUUCCGCAACCUAGAGUUUUACAAUGAAUACGGUAUUGAAUUGAUGUUGGGCGUAGAAGCAACGAAAUUAGAUACAGUCGAAAAGACUGUUUCUUGUUCAAAUGGAUAUAUUAUCAAAUUUGAUAAGAUUUACAUCGCAACUGGAUCUCAAGCAGUGAAGGUCCCAGUACCUGGAGCGGAAUUGGAAAAUAUAUUCACAGUGAGGGACCAUGCGGAUUCUCUUGAAAUAAAUGCACUUAUUUCAAAAGAUCUUGAUGUUGUAUGCUUGGGUUCAAGUUUCAUUGCUCUCGAAGUUGCUGCAGCGUUGGUGAAAAAAGUUAAAAGCGUCACACUCAUUGCUCGGCAAAAUGUUCCACUAAAACAUACUUUCGGAGAAGAAAUCGGUCAGAGAGUUUUGGAGCUUUUCAAAGAGAACAACGUUAAUAUGGUUAUGAAUAGUGGUAUUAAAGAAAUAAUUGGCACAAAUGGAAAAGUAUCAGAAGUGGAACUAACAGAUGGUACAAAAAUACCAUGUGGAAUGUGUAUUAUGGGCACUGGUUCCCGAUUUUACACAGAUUUUCUCCAAGACUCUGGAGUCAACGUUAACUCGAAUGGAUCCAUCGACACUGAUAGUCACUUGAUGACAAAUGUUCCAGAUGUUUAUGUCGGUGGAGAUAUCGCCAAUUCUCCAGUUUACACAAUUGGCAAUGCACUUGCAACAAUUGGACAUUACCAAUUGGCUCAGUAUCACGGACAUAUUGCAGCUAAGAAUAUGGCCGGAAAAUCUGAAGAACUGCGGGCAGUUCCGUUCUUUUGGACGGUGUUAUUUGGAAAAGGUUUUCGUUACUCCGGUUAUGGGAAACCAACUGAAAUUAAAAUUAUCGGAAACGUACAGGAACUCAAAUUUGUUGCUUUUUACUUGGAUGGGGAGAAUAAUGUAAUUGCAGCUGCUUCGUGUAAUCGUGAUCCAAUUGUGGCGCAGUAUGCUGAACUCUUAGCAAUGGGUAAGACAUUGCAAAAAGACGAUUUGGAGGCGGAGGAUCCAUUUGCCUGGACGCAAAAAUUAAUCAAAACUGAUGUCAGAGUUUGCUGAGUUAGGUUUGCCUCCAAGUGUGAGAUAUUUACUUAAAAUCAACCGAAGCUUUUUCAAAGAAUCAAACAUAUUAUGCCUCUGUAUAUUUAAUGUACCUAUUUUUAUUUUGUAAAUAUUAUUUGAUGUUCCAUGA
Eupeodes corollae is the source of this 2324-nucleotide messenger RNA. RefSeq names its product apoptosis-inducing factor 3. Bases 464 to 2191 code for a protein of 575 amino acids. NCBI's taxonomy places the organism in Eukaryota, Metazoa, Arthropoda, Insecta, Diptera, Syrphidae. Gene Ontology annotation, molecular function: oxidoreductase activity, acting on NAD(P)H; 2 iron, 2 sulfur cluster binding; flavin adenine dinucleotide binding. The record is from RefSeq and is a predicted model, not a curated record. Gene Ontology annotation, cellular component: cytoplasm. The transcript has 4 exons.